This is a messenger RNA of Cryptomeria japonica (Japanese cedar), 921 nucleotides long. Its product is annotated as cyclin-dependent kinase B1-1-like. Gene Ontology annotation, cellular component: cytoplasm; cyclin-dependent protein kinase holoenzyme complex; nucleus. Bases 1 to 921 code for a protein of 306 amino acids. NCBI's taxonomy places the organism in Eukaryota, Viridiplantae, Streptophyta, Pinopsida, Cupressales, Cupressaceae. Gene Ontology annotation, biological process: G1/S transition of mitotic cell cycle; regulation of G2/M transition of mitotic cell cycle; signal transduction. Gene Ontology annotation, molecular function: cyclin-dependent protein serine/threonine kinase activity; cyclin binding; ATP binding. The record is from RefSeq and is a predicted model, not a curated record. The transcript is spliced from 8 exons.
AUGGAUGAUUAUGAGAUAUUCGACACAAUAGGAAAUGGAACUUAUGGUAAGGUGUACAAAGCCAAGGUAAAAAAUACAGGGCAGAUUGUGGCCAUUAAGAAAGCUAAGCUUGAGCGUGAUGAAGAUGGAAUUGCCGCUACUACCCUCCGUGAGAUAUCCCUUCUGAGGAUGUUAUCUCAGAAUCUUAAUAUUGUAAGGUUACUUGAUGUUAAACACUUGAAGUGCAAUGACGGAAGGCUCUUCGUGUGUUUAAUAUUUGAAUACGUGGACUGUGAUCUCAGGGAUUACAUUGAUAAGUUAUCCAAGACAAAAAUGCCUCAGAUGCUUAUCAAGGUAUUUAUUGUGCUGCAGAGCUUCAUGUACCAGUUGUUCAAGGGAGUUUCUUACUGCCAUGGUCAUGGUGUAAUUCAUAGGGAUUUGAAGCCUCAAAAUAUUUUGGUGGAUAAAACAAGGGGUUUACUUAAACUUGCAGACUUCGGAUUGGGGAGGUCAUUCUUUCUGCCUGUUGGCGCCUUGACUCAUAAUGUAAUGACCCUUUGGUACAGGGCUCCUGAAGUUCUCUUGGGGGUUGUUCAGUAUUCCAUACCUGUUGACAUCUGGUCACUUGGUUGUAUAUUUGCUGAAAUGUCUCGCAUGACUCCUUUAUUCAGAGGAGAUUCAGAAAUAGGCCAACUUCUUUGCAUUUUUAGGCAACUCGGGACUCCUACUGAAGAUAUGUGGCCAGGGGUGAGCAAGUCCAGGAAUUGGCAUUCUUAUCCUGAGUGGAAACCUCAGAAGUUAAGCUUGGUUGUUCCAGAUAUGGAACCGAGUGGUGUAGAUUUGUUGUCUAAUAUGUUGGAUUAUGAUCCAGCGAAGAGAAUAUCAGCCAAGGAGGCAAUGCAACACCCUUACUUCGAUGACCUAGAUAAAUCUCAAUACUGA